This is a messenger RNA of Anneissia japonica, 1331 nucleotides long. RefSeq lists its product as uncharacterized. NCBI's taxonomy places the organism in Eukaryota, Metazoa, Echinodermata, Crinoidea, Comatulida, Comatulidae. The record is from RefSeq and is a predicted model, not a curated record. Gene Ontology annotation, cellular component: membrane.
GUACAAUAUACCGCUGUCAAAAAACGUGGAGAUGAUGGUUAUAUAGCGAUUGACAACGUAACUAUUACGGAGCUGCUCGACGAUAAAUUCACUACAACAGGCAUACCAAUCACUAUGCCUACUUUCAUUGAAAAAACACAUACAAGGGCCGUGACAUAUGAACACCCAGGAAAAGAUUCUGGAAGGACUGUUCUGCCUACAAUUGGAAAAACGAGCUUGAAUAGGCCUAUAUCAAAGUCUACUAUAGAUGUAAACGCAGCUCGAAGGAAAAUGACUAUGUAUGUGUUCACACCACCGGUGGAGCAGUGAUUGGAAGCGACGAUGCGGCGACAACACUGACAGUGUGUGAUCAUUACUACGAAAACAUGAACUGUUCUGCCAAUCAAACAAAUUUGGCUAAGGGCCCAGAACGAAUAAGUAGGAAUAAUUGGAGGAAAUAUUUUCAACGUUCACGGUCAGGAAACGUUUGCUCAAUGGAAGGACAAGGUUCAUCUCCACAAAUAGUUAUAACAUCACCAGACGAAGCAUCGCGUUCUUCUUCUGACAUUAGACCGCUUUCACAAACACCCAUUUCUCUUAAGUGGACGCCAAAUCCAAAUUAUGAACAUUCUCUUGGAGAAGAACCACAGUACCAUGAACUUUCGUGCGAUGAAGGGGAAGCGGAAUCGUCGGAAAACGGCGCGGACCGUCUAGCAAAGAGCACAGGGUCGGAGAAACCACAUGUAUACGCUAAAGUUAAUAAAUCAACAAAUAAGACUGAAUGGGAAGAAAAUCCAAUAUAUGAAGGAGGCGAAGAAGUUGAAGAUAGCACCGCACUGUAGCAGUUAGUCCUUAAGCCCAUUAAGUCCAAGUUGAAUAUGUCAAACUAAAGCAAAAGCGCUGAUCAUUGCUGAAACGUAAACACAGUGCGGCGGUAUAAUGGUGGUGGACAUUAGAUAUGUCGUGACAGUACAAAUACCAAUAGGUUUUAAACGUGAGUAAUAAAAACAAUGCAAGGUUAUUUAAUCGCAUCCUACUUCUGUAACCGAAUCGUAAUAAUUCUCUGUCACAGUUGUCAAAAUCUCGUAGAUUUCUGUUUGUUUAUUUAGUAUUUUUAUCAAGAAUAAUUCGGUCACACCUGCGAACUUCUUUAACAUCCUGUAAAAAAAGUGUUUCUCUCAUUUCACGAAAUUAAGAUAAUAUUUUAAAAAAUAUAAUGUUAACGAAAACUCGAUUGGGUCUUUAAUUACACUUUCAUGAAAUAUCUUUUGGUAAUUUGCGUUAUUUUGUUUUUGCUAAGAACCGUUUGUAUUGUGACUGUCUGAAGAGUUAAAUAUGAAUGAAUGAAACAA